AUGACAUUCACCGUACCGAAGAAAGGGAAAGCCGAUACCCACCGCGUUCUCGAAACGUACAUGAAGGUAAUUCGUCAGCUGCUCAGAAACUCCAAGCUGCACCCCGACAAGCGCGACGAGGAAGUGCGCGCCAAGCCCGGCGGCCGAGACCCAGCCGGCAAGACGCUGGCGAACCAGGCCAUGGCAAAAGCAGCCGAGGCGUUGGCCCUCGAGGCCCGCGGGGAGGCGGACCGCAAUCGUCGAGCGGCCGAGGAGGUGGAGAAGAAGCUGGAGCUGCUCCUCCAGGUGGAGGACGAUGAAACUAUGGGACAGCUGGCGUUCUGGUACAUGUCUGUCGGCAAGCCGCUGAAAUUAAGCAAAGAGCUCAGCCCCAUCGAGAAAAUCGACCGAGCCAUAGAUCUUGCCAAGCAAUAUAUACAUAUACUGUAUAUUUCAAUCGACAGGAAUAAAUCACUCGAUUUCGCCGAGGAAAACUGCGACCUUGCGCUCACCUUCGUUCAAACGGAAAUGGAUGCACUAUUGUCGAAAAAGGCCAAAAUUGAGAGCCUCAAGUCCCAAAUUGUCGUGGAACGUACCAAGACCGAGGAAGAAAUCUGGAUGGACAAUACGGCGCGGCAGUGGAAGUUAGAAGAUCGGGAGGAGGAGCGGAAGCGAAGGGCUCAUUGA
Molecule: messenger RNA, 666 nt
Organism: Akanthomyces muscarius
Lineage: Eukaryota; Fungi; Ascomycota; Sordariomycetes; Hypocreales; Cordycipitaceae
Exons: 3
Coding region: 1-666 (221 amino acids)
Source: RefSeq, a predicted model, not a curated record